Messenger RNA from Pleuronectes platessa (European plaice), 1588 nucleotides. It is a transcript of the gene rnls, whose product is annotated as renalase, FAD-dependent amine oxidase. The record is from RefSeq and is a predicted model, not a curated record. Gene Ontology annotation, molecular function: oxidoreductase activity, acting on NAD(P)H. Bases 117 to 1175 code for a protein of 352 amino acids. The transcript has 7 exons. Gene Ontology annotation, cellular component: extracellular region. NCBI's taxonomy places the organism in Eukaryota, Metazoa, Chordata, Actinopteri, Pleuronectiformes, Pleuronectidae.
UUAGACAGCUGCGUCUUCCGUUUCCGGUUGAAUUUAACCCUGGUUACAUGUGUGACAUUACUAGUGUGAGGAGUUAGUCCGGGUUCGAGCUCAGCGGAAGUUUACUCGGAAUAAAAAUGUCUCGGGUGUUGAUCGUUGGCGCGGGUCUGACAGGAAGUGUGUGCGCGUGUUUGCUGAGGAGAGAGCUUCAGAAUAAAGUUAAUAUCGUGGUCUGGGACAAAGCCAGAGGUUCAGGAGGGAGGAUGUCGACCACUCGUCCUCCUGACCCAUCGUCUCACUCAGCUGAUCUUGGAGCUCAGUACAUCACGGCCACACCGGCCUAUGCUCAGUCACACCACAGUUUCUACUCGGAGCUCUUGUCCUCUGGCGUCCUGCAGCCUCUCCUCACUCAGGUUGAAGGUCUGAAGCACAAAGACAACGAGAGGAACUACGUGACACCACUGGGCAUGUGCAGUGUGGUCAAACACUUCCUGUCUGAGUCAGGAGCUGAUUUGUUCUUCGAGCAUCAUGUGACCGGCCUGUACCGCUCCGGUGCAUCAUGGGAGGUGGAGAGGAAGGCGGGAGCCAGCGAGAUGUUUGAUGCCGUCAUCCUGACGAUGCCGGUGCCUCAGAUCCUGCAGCUGCAAGGAGACGUGGGACAACUGCUGUCCGUCCAGCAGAGACAACAGUUGGACGAGGUCGUGUACUCGUCUCGUUUCGCCGCCGCUCUCUUCUUCGCUCCAGACGUCGUCUUCAGUUUCCCGUGGGCGGCUCGAUACGUCCCCGACAACUCCUGCAUCCGCUACAUGGCUGUGGACAACCGCAAACGCAACACAGACGCUCCCGGCCGUGGCCCGUCCCUCGUGGUCCACACUAGCGUCCCGUUUGGCCUGGAGCACUUGGAGCGAGACAAGGAGGAUGUUCAGCCAAUCAUCUUACUGGAGCUCCGAAAGCUGCUCCCUGACCUGCCUCAGCCAAUCAGCAUCAAGUGUCAGAAGUGGCGGUACUCCCAGGUGCUGACCUCGGUGUUGAGCUGUCCGGGUCACAUGACCAUCCUCGACCAACCGCCCCUCAUCUGUGGCGGCGACGCGUUCAGUCACUCAAACUUCGACGGCUGCGUGGAGUCGGCCCUGAGCGUGGUCCGCGUGCUGACGACCUCGCUGACCCCGACGGCUGACGUUUCACUCAAUGACUGACAUUGUUUGUUUGUCUUUAAAUAAAUAUGAUUGAAUUUGAUCCUUGGAUAUUUUCAAAACUGAUCAGAAGUUUGUUCGACCUGCUGCAGUUCUAUGACACAUAUAUUUAUUAUUGGCACUGAAAUCCUACUGAUCAGUUUCUGCAGUUUGUUUGAGUCAUGUGACUGAGAAGAACCAAUCAGGAAAAGGGUGCAUCAGUGAAGAAGUUAACAAGCUAGCUGUGCAGGAGGCAAAGCUAGUGAUGCUAACAGGAAGUCCUGUGUCUCAUUGUGCCACCGCAGACGAGCUAAUAUAGACCAUGAUGCAUCACUCCUUUGUGGGGCAGACGAGUGUAACCUGUCGAUAUAAACACUUGUUUGACCUUUGAAACAAACGGUCAACAGAACAUUGCAGUUUAUAAAUAGUUUAUUCAC